AUGGGCCAAAUGCCGGGGAACCUGGGAUGCUUCAAAGACAGCGGUGACCCCCCCACACUGUCCGGUACCAGCGAGACCUCCAACAAGCUCACAAUUCAGAACUGCAUCAGCUUCUGCCGAAAGCAGAGAUACAAGGUCUCGCUGGUACCGGACAGCGUGGGGGGGUCACCGCUGUCUUUGAAGCAUCCCAAGUUCCCCGGCACUAUAUCCAGAAAAGAGGGGAAAGAGAGAGAAAAGGAAAUAUCAAUGACCCACAAUCGUCGAGAGAAAUCGGUUCGAUAUCCCCGGGUUGGGGCCUGUGGUGGGAACUACACGUCUCCCUCGGGGGUGAUCUACUCCCCCGACUUCCCGGACAAAUACGGGGCCAGCCGGGUGUGCUACUGGACCGUCCAGGUCCCCGGGGCCUCCGCCAUCCUCUUCAACUUCACCUUCUUCGACAUUUCCGACCAGACGGACAUGGUGGAGCUGCUGGACGGCUACACCAACCGCGUGGUGGCGCGUUUCGACUGGCGCAGCCCCCCCCGGGAGCUGCUCAACGUCACCGGGGACUUCGCGGAGGCCGAGGGCGCGGCUGAGGGGGAUGGGGAGGACUUCCGGAGCACGCCGGGGCCUCAGCUGGCCAGCGGCGUCACGCAGAGGUCCAACAGCACGUCCAACGGCCGCUCGUCCCAGAUCCUCUACGUUAUCACGUCCAGCCCCGGCAAACCGCAGCGCAGCAUGCCAGGUCAGUCUCCCAACAUCCCGACGGUCAGCGGGUCGGACAGCUGCAGCCAGAGCACGGCGGCCACCGAACCGUGGAUCAUCCUCUACCGGCCCUCCACCAUCUCGCUCUUCAAGAAGAAGCUAAAGAACCACCACGGCGACCUCAGCCCCCUGGUGGGAAACUAG
This is a messenger RNA of Menidia menidia (Atlantic silverside), 888 nucleotides long. The record is from the annotation of a GenBank genome assembly. NCBI's taxonomy places the organism in Eukaryota, Metazoa, Chordata, Actinopteri, Atheriniformes, Atherinopsidae.